GGACUUGAAGAGGUUGUGUCUACAGGAGGAUGGUCGCAACCGCAGCUGGUGGAGUACCUGGCAGCCCUUCAUGUGGGCGCUGUUUGAGGACCCCUACUCCUCGAAAUACGCCAGGUAUGUGGCGUUCGGCUCGCUCCUGUUCAUCCUCAUCUCCAUCUCAACAUUUUGCUUGGAGACACACGAGGCCUUCAACACCAUCUACAAUAAGACAGAGAACGUGACGGUGGGGAACGUCACGCGGGAGGAGGUUGUGUUUGAGGUAGUGACUGACAACUGGCUGACCUACGUGGAGGGCGUAUGCGUCAUCUGGUUCACCAUCGAGGUGUUCGCCCGUGUCAUCUUCUGCCCGGACAAGGCCGAGUUCUUCAAGAGCUCGCUGAACAUCAUCGACUUUGUAGCCAUCCUGCCCUUUUACCUGGAGAUGGCACUGAGCGGCCUCUCUUCUAAAGCGGCGAAAGACGUGCUGGGCUUUUUGCGCGUGGUUCGAUUCGUCCGAAUCCUGCGAAUCUUCAAACUCACGCGCCAUUUCGUGGGGCUGAGAGUGCUGGGUCACACGCUCCGUGCCAGCACCAAUGAAUUCUUGCUCCUCAUCAUCUUCCUUGCUCUCGGAGUGCUCAUCUUCGCCACCAUGAUCUACUACGCCGAGCGCAUCGGUGCCGACCCCGCCGACCCCACGGCAAGCGCCCACACCACCUUCAAAAACAUCCCCAUCGGCUUCUGGUGGGCAGUGGUCACCAUGACGACACUGGGCUAUGGUGACAUGUAUCCAGAGACAUGGUCUGGUAUGUUAGUCGGUGCCCUGUGCGCCCUGGCGGGCGUGCUGACCAUCGCCAUGCCUGUGCCCGUCAUUGUAAACAACUUCGGCAUGUACUACUCUCUGGCAAUGGCCAAGCAGAAGCUGCCCAAGAAGAAGAACAAGCACAUCCCGCGGGCUCCGCAGCCUGGAUCGCCCAACUACUGCAAGCCAGAUGCCCUGGCCAUGGCCACUGCCUCGCCACACAGGAUCAUGGACUCAAAACAGAAUGGAGAUGCUGCAAACGCAGCUCUGGCUAAUGAGGACUGUCCCACCAUAGAUCAGGUGCUAGGGCCAGAUGACAGGAGUCCGGCCACCAGUGGGUUGGGGACAUGCACAGGGCGUGAACGUUUCCCCCACGAUAGGGCCUGCUUCCUUCUCAGUACCGGAGAGUUCCGCACCACAGACAGCAAUGUCAGGAAAGGUUGUGUCGUGUCAUGCGUUUCUGCUGGUUACGAGAAGUCCCGCAGCCUCAAUAACAUCUCGGGGAUGACAGGGGCCCCCCUGCGCUUGACCCCCAUCACCCCCAUCAACAACCCACCCUAUGAGCCCUACGAAACCCCCGGCCCCCUGCGCCGCUGCCGAUCCCCCAUACCCUCCAUUCUGUAGCACAUCUUAGGGAACGACGACAAAAUACGCACCAUCAUACCGCAAUAGUAUUAAUAAUCACAAUAACGAUGCUAAGUAUUCACACCUCUGCUCCUCCAUUGACUGGACAGGGUGGGGGUACACAGCACUCUUUUUAAUAUGUCAUGCCUCAAAGGGAGUGGGAUGAAUUUGUUUAGGGAUUUAGAGCUUUAAGUACUAAAAUGACUUCAUCGCAUAUACUUCAGGCAAUAUUUCAGACAGGCAACUAAAAACAAUUAUAUGCUGUAACGUAAGCGGAUUAUGCCUUAUCAAAGAUGAAAAAAAAGAAGCACUGAAUAUUAUUAGGAUAAAACUCCUCACUGGUCCAUAGACAGCGACGAGCACCCUGUAGGAAAUCUACCCCUGUAGUUGAAUGACAGUAGUUGGCUUUUCCUCAUGUUCCUGCCUGAUUGCUGGUUGUAUAAAAAAAAAACACGAGACUGUGAUCCAGCAGGCUUAUUCAUUGAGUACUAGUCACUGAGAUCAGCUUUGAUACACCAUAAUAGGCCUUGAAAAUCCACUUCAUAUCAAAGCUUGGAAUGAUAAAGGUCAUAGGUCACAGACAACAUGCAAGUAGUUCAAGUGCAUGCUAGAAAAGACGUCAGUUAGGCAAGUAGAAUAUAACUAAACUCCCAAUCACCCUUAACUGCUAUGAGGAUAUGAAAAUAAACGCACCAUAUGCUGGACUGAUUUGAACUUCUAAUUAAGCCCUGAUUUGACUGUGAUGAAGGAGUUUUUGGUGAUUCAGGCCAUAGAACAUGAUGAGUAUUAUGAUUAUGAUAAACACAAGGACCAUCUUUAAUCACACACUAAGUAUUUCCUACAGCAACAUUAGUUGUCACUCGAUAUUUUAAACUAUUAAGUCACACCGUUAUUAUAAUUAUGCUCUAUUUAGGACAAAGACAAAUGUUUAAACCAUUUUAGUGCAAUAUCAACUAUUAUGAUGAUCUCUGACCCUGAGAAGCUGGAGAUAAAUCCUGCAAACUUUACUAUGUGCAACUAUUAACUUUAACAACUGUUGUAAACUAACAGAGAGACCGAGAACUGAUCAUUAUUUAAAAAAUAAGCUAUUUUUGUACUAAGCAUUUGGACAUUGCGAUUCGGAUCGGGGUUUGGAGUUGCGCUGGCGGCUUUGAGUUGACAUUUUGGGAGGACAGGAUAUCGUGCUGUUGCAUGGAGAUCUACAAUUAACGUUUUGGUUUUUGUAUUUUGACUCUCUGCAUAUUCAACACCAAGUACCACGAAAUUAAAAGAGCAGUGGUCUGGACAAAUGGCGGGAAAAAAUAAAUAAAUAAGGAGGAGCCAUUCCUAUUAAGGGCCUAUAACCUUCUGCACUUCUUCGGGACCCUUUUCAGUUUGUAUACUAGUGCAUGAAGGAACUGUCUUUAAAAUAUAUCCUUUCCUUAUUAUGGUAUUUCCUCAUUAAUAUGAAGACAUAUCAAGCUGAACUGCACUCCUCACUGCAUAUCCACAUAUCCUGGGGCUGUGGUGAACCAGACAGUGGCCUCUAUGUUUCCCUACAAAGGGCAAGAAUUAGCUGGACCUUUUCAUCAUCAUCACUGGCAUUGCCUUCCCUCAUCAUAAUCAUUUUCUGAUUACUGUUAUUCCUAUCAUUUGAAUGCAGUAGAAAAUCAGUUCAGUUUGUUUUCUCUUUGGUCCUCUUCUUUUCUUUCUCUGUUCCUUUUUUUUUACCUGCUCUGUCUCUUGGAUGCUGACCUUCGUUCCAA
Molecule: messenger RNA, 3147 nt
Organism: Sinocyclocheilus rhinocerous
Lineage: Eukaryota; Metazoa; Chordata; Actinopteri; Cypriniformes; Cyprinidae
Product: potassium voltage-gated channel subfamily C member 1-like
Exons: 5
Coding region: 71-1402 (443 amino acids)
Biological process (GO): action potential; potassium ion transmembrane transport
Cellular component (GO): neuronal cell body membrane; axon terminus; voltage-gated potassium channel complex
Molecular function (GO): delayed rectifier potassium channel activity
Source: RefSeq, a predicted model, not a curated record